UGGACCGGAAGUGUUUGCUGGUGAACUUCCGGUCCGGGCUCUGUAAAGUGGGUGAAAGGUGGUGAAGACGACCUGCUGCAGCUGUGACCCAGUCCGCUCCUGUCGACCCGCACCUCAGACCACCAUGCUGCAGAACACCGGGAAGUUAGCUGGCUGCACGCUCUUUAUCACCGGAGCGAGCAGAGGUAUUGGAAAAGCCAUCGCUCUGAAAGCUGCGAGGGAUGGAGCCAACAUCGUGAUCGCAGCCAAGACGGCCGACCCUCACCCAAAACUGCCAGGGACCAUCUACACUGCUGCACAGGAAGUGGAGGCGGCAGGUGGGAAGGCGUUGCCUUGUGUUGUGGACAUUCGGGAUGAGCAGCAGAUCGGUGCAGCUGUUCAGAAAGCCGUUGACACGUUCGGAGGUAUCGACAUCCUGGUGAACAACGCCAGCGCCAUCAGCCUGACGGGAACCCUGGAGACGCCCAUGAAGAAAGUGGAUCUGAUGCUGGGAAUCAACCUGAGAGGAACCUACCUGACGUCGAAGCUGGUCAUCCCUCACCUGCUGAAGAGCCGCAGUCCUCACAUCCUGAACCUGUCGCCUCCACUCAACCUCAACCCCGUCUGGUUCAAGAACCACACAGCGUACACGAUGGCCAAAUAUGGCAUGUCCAUGUGCGUCCUGGGAAUGGCCGAAGAGUUCAGAGGUCAGAUCGCCGUCAAUGCCCUCUGGCCUAAAACAGCGAUCCAGACAGCGGCCAUGGAGAUGCUGGGCGGAGACGGGGUGGGUAAACAGUGCCGUACUGCAGACAUCUUGGCUGACGCCGCCUACAUAAUCCUGUCCAAACCCAAGGACUACACCGGCCACUUCCUGGUGGAUGAGGAAAUCCUCAGAGCACAUGGAGUCCAAGAAUUUGAUCAGUACGCCGUCCAACCAGGUCACCCCCUGCUGCCAGACUUCUUCUUGGAUGAAGCUCCAGAGGCUCUCGUCCAGCAGAUGGAGCAGCACGGGGCAACCCCAGCUUUCAAACCCCCAUCGGCGGAGACCACGCCCCCCUCUGCUGGACCAAUACAAAGCACCUUUGAUGUAAUCAGAGCAGUUAUUAACGAAGAUGUGGUGAAGUCCACACAGGGCGUCUACAGAUUUGACCUGUCAGGAGAACACAGCGGCGUUUGGUUUCUGGACCUGAAGAGUGGCUCAGGCAGCGCCGGUAAAGGUGAACCAUCUGUCAAAGCAGACGUCGUCAUGACAAUGGACUCCAGCGACUUCAGUAAGAUGUUUUCAGGGAAGCUGAAGCCCACGCUGGCCUUCAUGUCUGGAAAGCUGCGGAUCAAAGGCGACAUGACGCUCGCCAUCAAACUGGAGAAACUGAUGAGCCGCAUGAACAAGGCCAAGCUGUGAUUCUGGAGCUCCGCCCACAGGCUGUCCAGGCCACGCCUCCUCACCGUUUAUAGCUGUACAUGUUGCCUUAAUAAUUAAACACGUUUAGAAGUAAAGUCAGGACGUGUUCUGGUCCAGUCAGACCGGUCCGAUCCUGUCUAUUCUGGUCUGAUUCAGUUUGUGUCAGUCAGAUCUGUCCAAUCCGGGCCGAUCCAGUCUGAUCUAGUUCGGAUCAGGUAGCCCUGAAUAUAAAAUCAUGUGAUGUUUUUAUAACAUUUCUGGUUUUCUCAGUUUAGUAUUUCUGACAAAUUGGGGUGACAUUGGUGUCACCAUGGUAACAAUAAAUAAACAAUAAAUAAACGUGUUUAUGGUG
Messenger RNA from Melanotaenia boesemani (Boeseman's rainbowfish), 1733 nucleotides. RefSeq names its product hydroxysteroid dehydrogenase like 2 (gene hsdl2). Gene Ontology annotation, cellular component: mitochondrion. The record is from RefSeq and is a predicted model, not a curated record. The transcript has 11 exons. Lineage: Eukaryota; Metazoa; Chordata; Actinopteri; Atheriniformes; Melanotaeniidae. The coding region runs from base 125 to 1381 and encodes 418 amino acids.